This is a messenger RNA of Funneliformis geosporum, 531 nucleotides long. NCBI's taxonomy places the organism in Eukaryota, Fungi, Glomeromycota, Glomeromycetes, Glomerales, Glomeraceae. The record is from the annotation of a GenBank genome assembly.
AUGUGCCUUGGUAUUUGGAAAAGUUUUAGAGGUUUUGUUAAAAAAAGAGGUGGAAAUGUAGUUGAUUUAGGAAUUGGUAUAAUCAUUGGAGCCGCUUUCACUUCUAUAGUUCAAUCGUUUGUUGAAGAUAUUUUAACACCACCACUUGGUUUAGUUCUUCAUGGUUCAAAUCUCGAAAAUUAUUUUAUUAUAAUUAAACCUGGAAAUACACAAAAUGCAACUUAUAAUACUCCUGCUGAAGCUCAAAAAGAUGGUGCGGUAACCGAAAAUAUUGGUUCAUUCUUAAACACCGUGAUAAAUUUCUUAUUGGUCUGUGGCACGUUAUUUUGGAUUUUUUAUGCUUAUAGCAUAAUUAAAGAAUCAAAAAAGGAAGAAGAUGAUGAAGACCCAUGCCCUUGGUGUCAAGAACUAGUUUCCAAAGACGCUGUCAAAUGCAAGUAUUGUGCUAGCAUUAUAAAUGAAAAAAUCCCUCCACAAUAUAAACGGGACAUUAAUAAUGUGGGGGAUAGAGCUUUAAUUGAUUUACAAUAA